This is a messenger RNA of Cheilinus undulatus (humphead wrasse), 1781 nucleotides long. Its product is annotated as zona pellucida sperm-binding protein 3-like. Gene Ontology annotation, cellular component: extracellular matrix. Gene Ontology annotation, molecular function: acrosin binding. The coding region runs from base 245 to 1588 and encodes 447 amino acids. Gene Ontology annotation, biological process: binding of sperm to zona pellucida; egg coat formation; positive regulation of acrosome reaction. The transcript has 8 exons. Lineage: Eukaryota; Metazoa; Chordata; Actinopteri; Labriformes; Labridae. The record is from RefSeq and is a predicted model, not a curated record.
AAACGUAGGCCUGCUAAGGACUUGUUUUUGAUUAAUUUAUACGAUGUAAGAUGCUGAAUAACCUUCUCAGAGCCGAUUUAUAGUUAAUAUACGUAGGUUAGUUUCUGAAAUGAUGCAAUAAUCAUUAAAAAUUUGUCAGGUGUGUUUGAGAAGUUGAGAUCACCAAAGAUUACUUACAGCUGCGGCGGUUUCUUCAGAGGGUUGUAGACCACGACACUCCUUCCAAACCCGCCCGAAGCCAAGAAUGGACCGAAACCUUAAAAUAAAUAUUAUUUUGUAUGUUACCUUCAUUAUCUCAGUUUCCACACUUACAGAAAGCAGAUUAGUUUACAGCCUCGGAGGCUCUAGUUCAAUAAACCCCAAUAAACCUAGCAGGACUCAUGGAGACAUCCAAGCUCAACACUCUGAUGUCAAACGGCAGCAGAGCGCGCAGCCCCGGCCUCUGGUGGUCAACUGUUACCCGGACUCCAUGGAGGUGGUGGUGCAGGCGGACAUGUUUGAUACAGGCCUACAGGUGGAGGGCAGAAACCUUCACCUCGGCUCUGAUACUACAGGCCAAAGGAGUUCAUGUGGAGCAGGGCCGUCGGGAGAGGCUGAAUUCACUAUACGGACCAAGCUUAUGGACUGUGGGACUAAACUCUCAUCAAACAAAGAGAAGAUCAUCUAUUCUAAUGUUCUGGUCUACUCUCCUGAGCCUUCUCAUGAUGGGUUGCUUAGACUGGAUGGAGUGUCCAUUCCAGUUGAAUGUCAUUAUAAAAAGAAGUAUGCAGUGGAUGGCAUUUCCUUGCUUCCCACCUGGGUUCCCUCUGUCUCCACGGCCUCAGCAGAGGAUCAAAUAGACUUCACCCUGCUCCUCAUGACUGAUGAUUGGCAGUUUGAAAGAGGAUCUUAUUCCUACUUCCUGGGUGACCCUAUACGUAUCCAAGUGUCAGCCAUUGUUCGUAAACACAUUCCCCUGCGGGUCUAUGUUGACCACUGUGUUGCCACACCAACUCCUGAUGCACACAAAACUUUAAGAUACGACUUUAUUGAGCAUAACGGCUGCCUCGCUGAUGCCUACCUGACAAACUCCAAAUCUCAUUUCCUUCCGAGACUUGAGGAGCACAAGCUGAGAUUUCAGCUUGAUGCCUUUAAAUUCUACCAGGAAAACAGCAAUCGGAUCUACAUAACCUGCCACGUGAAGGCUGUUCCAGUCGGGUUAGCCGUGAGUUCACAGACUAGGGCCUGCUCUUUCACUGAGAACAGUUGGCGAUCCAUUGAUGGGAACGACCAGGCUUGUAGAAGCUGUGAUAUCACCCAUCGAGCAGAGAAGCCUCCACCAACCGAGCUUCCUACAGCCAUAACCAGCACCAAAGCCCAGCCCUUCAUGAACCCACAGAGGAGUUUAGUCCAGAAAUUACAGGAGCACUCCCCGUCUACUUUUGUCCGUGUUCGUCCAGGAAUGCGGCUGAGAGGCCACAUAAAACCUCAGUACUCCUCUGCUGGGAUCAUGAAGAGAGGAGCAGAGCAAACUAUCCAGACUGGACCCAUUACUAUCCUCCAAACCAGCAAAACUGACACAAGACCAACAGAUUCCAAAACAUUUUAACACGGAGCAGGAACUCCUGAUAGCACAGCAAAGACUGAAAAACAUUUGGACACAAGUUCCUUGUGAGUUCUCAUCAAUUUGAAUCACAGGUUUUUGUACUGUAAAAUAUCGACAAAUAUCUCAGUUUACAGUGUUAUAGCUCUGGUAUUUCUGUAUAAAUCUAGUUUUUUUUUUCAAUAAAUCUUUUACUUUA